This is a messenger RNA of Colius striatus (speckled mousebird), 3958 nucleotides long. It is a transcript of the gene LPAR3, whose product is annotated as lysophosphatidic acid receptor 3. The record is from RefSeq and is a predicted model, not a curated record. The transcript has 5 exons. Gene Ontology annotation, biological process: G protein-coupled receptor signaling pathway. Gene Ontology annotation, cellular component: membrane. The coding region runs from base 957 to 2042 and encodes 361 amino acids. Lineage: Eukaryota; Metazoa; Chordata; Aves; Coliiformes; Coliidae. Gene Ontology annotation, molecular function: lysophosphatidic acid receptor activity.
CGUAUAUAAACCUACCGAUGCUUCCCACGCGCACACAUGUGAGGUUUUUCUAUAUACUUAAGACUUCUGGACUUUUACACCUCUCUGGAUGUGCACGUAUCGUGUCCUACUGAGGCUCUUGUACUAAGUAUAUACCACGUAGGGGGUUGGCACAAAUCGUUUCAUAAAGUCUUCAGUAAGGUAUCAUUUUCAUCUUUGCAAUACCUAGAAGAAUACAAUGACAGUAUUUUGCACUAUAUAUUUUGAUUACUUUUUUUCCUUAAGAGCAAAAAAGAAAGCCGUUUUGUACCUUUAUGUUUCUAAGAUGUUUUGUGAAAGAAAACGGGUUUGUUGAACUGUAAAAUGGAGCUGAGGGUGAUCGAUGAGAGGACCUGGAAGUUUUGCAGAAAUGGAAAACUUAGUUGAGAAGCAGAACAGUUUAAACCAGUCCUGAUUAAGAUAAACAUCUCUGAUUUGGCUGCAGAAGAGAAGACCUGGAGAAUAAAAUCCUGCAAUGUGUUGACCUCUGACGUGCCAGGAAAUCCUAUUACACAUCCCUCGUGCCUGAUGUGGACUGGGGCAGGACCACUGAGGAUAUAGAAGCACAGCUCUGUCACAGCUGCCCCGAGGCAAGGCUAGUUCUGCUGGGAGAACUUAAAAUAAAGUGAAGGUGUGAAAUAAACCUCUCUCUGGAAGGAUGCUGGUGUGAAAAGUGCUGUUUGUACAUAGACUGGUUCAGACAGCCACGUGCUACCUCUCUCCUCUGAAGGACUAGGACGUAAACUAUCUCCAGUUCAGUUACCGUUUUGAUGCAGCUUCCAUGUGGACACCUCCAGAGCCUGCUCUGUGACUCUGAGACUCCAGCUGAAUGCUUUUCUACUCCCUCUUGCCUUAUCUCAAGACCUCAAGAUAUGUCUUUCAAAGUCAUUUGUCGUUUGAGCCCUGCUAUGUGAUAGAUGCAGGGGCUUUAAUCCAGGAUGAACGAAUGCUACUAUGAUAAGCGCAUGGACUUUUUCUAUAACAAGACAAACACUGACACAGUGGAUGAGUGGACAGGGCCAAAGCUUAUUGUUGUUCUGUGUUUUGGGACCUUUUUUUGCCUCUUCAUUUUCAUUUCAAAUUCAUUGGUCAUCGCAGCUGUGGUCAAGAACAAAAGGUUUCAUUUUCCCUUUUACUAUCUCCUGGCCAACUUAGCUGCUGCAGACUUUUUUGCUGGAAUUGCCUAUGUCUUCUUGAUGUUCAACACCGGCCCAGUGUCUAAGACAUUAACUGUUAACCGCUGGUUUUUGCGUCAGGGCCUUCUGGACACCAGUCUGACAGCUUCUCUGGUGAAUCUCCUCGUCAUAGCUGUUGAGAGGCACAUGUCAAUAAUGCGGAUGAAGAUCCACAGUAAUCUCACAAAGAAGAGGGUCACCUUUUUAAUUAUAUCAAUUUGGGCCAUUGCUAUUUUCAUGGGCGCUGUUCCUACCCUGGGUUGGAACUGCCUCUGUGACAUUACUGCCUGCUCGUCCCUGGCACCCAUUUACAGCAGGAGUUACCUGGUGUUCUGGAGCGUCUUAAACCUGGUUGUUUUCUUCAUUAUGGUGGUGGUUUACAUAAGAAUCUAUAUGUAUGUCCAGAGGAAAACUAAUGUCUUGUCGUCCCACACUAGUGGAUCCAUUAGCCGUAGGAGAACCCCUGUGAAGCUAAUGAAGACUGUCAUGACCCUUCUAGGUGCCUUUGUUGUCUGCUGGACCCCUGGCCUGGUCGUCUUACUGCUCGAUGGUCUCAACUGCACUGACUGUGGGGUUCAGAAUGUUAAAAGGUGGUUUCUUCUCCUGGCCCUGUUGAACUCUGUCAUGAAUCCAGUAAUUUAUUCAUACAAAGAUGAUGAGAUGUGGGGUACCAUGAAAAGGAUGAUUUGCUGUUCCUCUGAGGAUAGGAGCCAGGACAGGCGCUCCUCACGGAUACCCUCGACAGUUCUCUGCAAGAGCACAGAUACCUCGGGGCACUACAUUGAAGAUGGCAUUAUUCAAGGGACAAUUUGUGGAAAAGGAGAUCUUGGUGACAAAGGAAACUCCUGAGCUAUUCAAGGGACUGACUUGGCUGGAAAAGAGAGGGGGAAGGGAAAGGUUUUGUAAGAGAAGAUUGACUGGCAAAGCUAGUAAACAAUAUAUCCACUUUGUUCCAGAGCCUAACCUCCAGUGUUAACAAAAGUUCUUAUAAAUAAUUGCCUGAUGGAAAAACACUUUGUAAUGAAGAAAACUUUCUGUGCUGCCAUAUUUCUCCUUUUUUUUUUUGAGUACAUGAAGUUGUUUUUUCAUAUGAAUGGAAUAAAUGCAUCUCAGAGACUUCUUGUGCAUGGAAACAAAAUGCAAGCAGCAUAGUGAAACCUUCUUUAAGCUCCUACAGACAGAAUAAACCUGCCUUAUUGUGCAGGUUUGGUAUCCUUUAUUUAAGCUUUGAACACUUUCUAUGUAUCUUAAGGAGGAUCACAGGCUUGGUUGGAAAGAAUUGUGACCUGUUUUCUUGGCUUAUGAAGUUCAUGAAAUAGUUCAUGCUUACCUUCUCUCUUCUUCCUUAUCUUGCUUUCAAAAUAGGUAACUGGAUGGUUUAUUGAGGCUAUGCCAGAAACCUGCCUGUAACCAGACCAGACACCAGUGUGAGUGUGUCAGGCCAUGGGUUAUCAGAAUCUGAGAAUAUAAAAAGCAUGACAGCCAUUACUUCUUCCAUAGUGGGGGAAAUGCUGCAAGGUGAUAGCUUGUACUCUCAGCUGUUACUGUGUAUGCAGAUGAUGAGGGUGGAUUAACAGAAGAGCAGUGUGGCUGUGCUCAUUAUGCUCAUUUCUUACCCAGAUAACACAAAAUGAAUGUCUUUAUUCCUCUUUAAUUGCUAUGCCACUGAAAGAAAUGAAAUCCUAAACUCUGUUGUAAGAGAAGGAACUUUUAAAUGAAGUUUAAAUGUACAUAUAUGUAGGUUCAAUCAAGCUAUUUAAAAUAGAAACUCAUUUACAGGAAAAAAGCCUGAAACCAACCUAUACUCCUAAGAGUACAGUAUGUUUUGAUUGUCUGAACUUGUCUGGAACACUUUAACCUCUGAUUUGGAAGCACAUCUUACUGGAAGGUACUUGAGGAAGAGGCCAUGAAACAGCAAGCAAUGAAGGGCUUUCAGCAUUGUGACUAAUCAAGUCUAAUGUCGAUUCAGCUACAGCCUAAAAAGCUGAAGUUUUGACUUAUGGGAUAUAAUCUAAUGGAGGAUCCAGCAAUUUAAAGCUCUUAGGGUAAAACUUCUAAAGUUAAGCUUUUAAAUUAAAAAAUGGAAUGUAGAUUUCUGAGUACUCUAAAAAUUGGGCUCCUGCUGUCUGCUUUCAAAAGCAAUGAACUCCCUGAUACCUGUCUUCAUUUCAAGAGCACUUGCCUGUUUUGUGUCCUAGAGAAAGUCUGAUCCCUGGUAUUAAAGCAGAUGACCAUGACCAGAGGUCCAUUUGGAAAGUUUUAAAGAUUUUGCCAACUUGAAAUUGUUGGAGAACAUCCCCAAGAGCAUAUUGUGUGAGGCUGAAGAUCAAAGUUCAUCUGUGGUUUCGGCAAAUUCUUUCUUUGGUGCAACUUGUAUGUGUAUAUCUGGAUUGUGUUGAUCAAACCACAAUCAGCACUUGUCUCAAAGACCAAGCUGUAGUUUUGAGGAAGGGACUAGGGGGGUUCAUAGCAGGCCUUAGCUCAUGAAUACAGGAAACCUCUGCUCAGAAAGCUCUCCCGUUACACCAGUUACCUUGUAGGGGUAGGCCCUAAUAUUUUAAGGUUGAUGCUGUAUUUCUGUAGUGCUGAAAAGGUUUACACGUGGUUUUUGCCAUUAUAAUGCAAUGUUCAUGUGCAAAUACUACUUCAUUAGUUUAGUGUCUUGGAAGAUAUGUAAAGUGGUGCUUUCUAGAGCUGAUGGCAUUGCAAAGUCAUAGCAUGCAAGUAUUCCUAUCCCUACAGCUAACUGCAGUGUAGUUUGUGUU